GAAGUCACCCACCCGGCCUCCCCUUUCCAGUCACCUGCCUCAACGGCGGCGUCGCCAACCGCACCGAGUGCCUCUGCCCGCCCGGCUUCUCCGGCCUCACCUGCGAGAGGCCGGACGCAGCCGCGCGCUGCGCCGCCGGCAGCACGGCCGUGGGCGACCGCUGCGUCUGCCCCCCGGGGCUGUCGGGACGCCGCUGCACCGUCCGCGACGAGGCCACCGCCUGCCAGCACGGGGGCACAGCCGUGGGCACCGAGUGCUAUUGCCCCCCGGGCUUCGAAGGGCCCCGGUGCGAGAGGCAAGGAGCCACCACCACCACCAUGACCUCAACCACCACCACGAGCACCGCAACGCCCGCUCGCCCUACGACCAAGAGCACGCCGAGGAGCACCAGGAGAACCACCACCACCACCGUCCCUACCACCACAGAUCCCUGCCUGAACGGGGGGUACUGGACAGGGACCAUUUGCCUGUGUCCCCCCAAUGUGGACGGAGCCCACUGCCAGUUUGGGGCCUCGACCAUCAACAUCACGGCAGAGCUGGGUUCCAGCGUGGCACUGAUGGCGCGCGUCACCAACCGCCGCUUCUCCGGGGACAUGGGGGACCCCUCGUCCGCCGCCUUCCGCAGCUUCGCGGAUGAGUUCAGCCGCACGAUGGAUCGGGUCUACCAGAACAUCUCCGGCUACCGCGGCACCCGGGUGCUGGCUCUGACGGAAGGCAGCGUGGUGGUGAACUACAAAGUCCUGCUGCAGCCUCCAGCCGGGGGCCAAGCCAACGCCAGCCUCGGCCGGAGGACUCGGGAGCUGCUGGAGGCUUCGAACUCCGCCAUCCAGCCCCAAAACUGCAGCGAAGGAGCGGAAGGGCUCUGCUUCGGCGCGCUCGCCUCCCGGAGGGCCUUCGCUGCUGCGCCGGAGCUCAACGCCACCGAGCUCUGCCGGAAGUACACGCCGGCCAACUUCAGCCAUUACUACUACCCCUACUGGACAAAGAACGGCCUCCUCUGCGUCACCAACUGCACCCUCAACGUCCCCGGCACCAUCAACUGCGGCCCCGGGCUGUGCCGGGUGACGCUGGACGGGCCCCGCUGCUUCUGCCCUGAUGUGCCCUGGUACCUCUCCUCCGGCGACCGCUGCCAGACCCACGUCAGCAAACUGGGGCUGGGGCUGGGCGUCGGGCUGGGGCUGGGGCUGACCCUCCUCAUCCUGCUCGUCCUCUGCAUCGUCCUCUCCGUCUGCUUGGCCCACGGGAAGAGAAAAACACCCAGCACCAGCGAGGACAAUAGCUGGCCAGACGGCAAGCGCAAAGCUCGUGCCACCGGCAUCUACCACGUCAACGGCAGAGGCUCGAUGCCACGUCAAGGUCCCUACGCGCACGGCUCCUACAAGAACAACGCCGAGGUUGCGGACCCUCCUGUGCCGGGGGAAGCAGAAGGUGUGGAGUCCCUGUGAGCUGCGAGGUGGCCCCCAAAACCAGCUUGAGGAGGGGCCAAGACCACCUCGAUGCCCUUCAUCACCCACCGCAUGGGACCCUCGGCUUGGGUGGCAGCGACCGCCGACCUCGCUGUGUGGGAAAACGUCCUGCUCUCAGCAUUUCUCAUUUUUGGGGCAAAAACAGGCUGGAUCUGGUUCUUCUGUGAGAGAAGAGGGGUCUCCCAUGGCCUUGGGGACCCCUCGCUGGAGAGGACACAAUAGCACCCAGGUCCCAUCCUUCCUUGCAAAGCUUCACCUGGUCUGGAGCAGGAUGAGCCUCGUCCCCACGGAAAUAUAUUUAAUUAUAUUUAUUAACGUAUUUUUGUUGUCUUCUGAAAAAUAAUGUGGGCAGCUGGGGUUGGGAGAGCACAGCCAACGGCGUGCUUUGGUUG
Molecule: messenger RNA, 1858 nt
Organism: Oxyura jamaicensis (ruddy duck)
Lineage: Eukaryota; Metazoa; Chordata; Aves; Anseriformes; Anatidae
Product: mucin-3B-like
Exons: 11
Molecular function (GO): Notch binding
Source: RefSeq, a predicted model, not a curated record